GAUGUAUUUUCAUGUAACACCCAUUAACAGUAGCUUGAUUCCGUCCAGUAGCUCAGUGGUGGGUAGUGAAGUUUCAAGUAAAUGAAGCGACUCGGUUCAACUUUUACCUUUUAAAAAUUCAUCCCGAAAACAUAUUGGGGUAUGAGUCAUGACAUGUGGAGUUUUUUUAAUCAGGUUUAAUUAGCUAAUGUGUGUGUGUGAUUUGGCUAAACAGAAAAAGUAAAAAGGUUAUCAACGUGCGUCUGUCAAACCAGUCCUUCCAGUGAGUCUUCAGUCCUUCCAGUGAGACGGACGGGAAGGAAACAUGACGAGUUUAGCGAGUAAAGCUUUUUGCAGGGUUGAGAGGCUCUGUCACCACCUCCCCGUACUCCUCAACACCUUCUUGGUCUUCUCUAUCACCGGGGAGGUGAGCUACCUGGUCCUGGUCGAGGCUCCGCUGGAGGCAGACCAGAAGAAGACGGAGUGGUCCGCCUGGUGGAAAGCCGUCCACCUGCUGGCCCAGUACUUCAUGCUGGUUAACAUCUGCUGGAACGCCACGCUGUUCCUCAGGACCAGUCCCAGUAUCAAAGGGGUGUUCCUGGGAGGAGAAGGCAUGGGACAGGGGUGGAGGUACUGUUACACGUGUGAGACCCACACUCCCCCUCGCUGCUCCCACUGCUAUGACUGCAAUGUUUGCGUGCUGCGGCGAGAUCACCACUGCGUCUUUUUUGGCCGCUGUGUGGGCUUCCGUAACUACCGCUACUUUCUGAGCUGCUUGUUAUUUAUGUGGUCUGGGCUCCUGUAUGCCACCUUGAUGAACGCAGAGGUCUUCAUUGUCAUAUUGAAGGAGGGUGUGACUAUACACAGCGUCCUACUGCUGCUCAUACCCUGGAUCAUGCUAGUUUCAGGCCAGGUCUCUGCACAAGCCUUUGCCUUCGCCUUCAUCGCUGACACCUGUGUGGUGGGCUUCCUACUGGUGUCUGCCUUUUUCUUCUUCCAUCUCUUCCUAAUGUUUCGGGGACAGACCACCAGGGAGUGGUAUUCAAAUCGUAGACCCUACAGCCUGGGACUCCCUGGAAACCUGAGCCACUGCCUGGGCAUCCGCUGGUACAUCUGCUGGCUCUCCCCACUCAUCCAAUCACCUCUCCCGGGAGAUGGGAUAAACUUCCAGGUCACUGGAUCCCUGGACCCCACCCGGUAACAGCUGACGGCCUGGUCAUGUACAGGCCAUGUAACUUUACAUUGGUGAUGGUUCAUGUUUUGGGAGCAGCAUCAGGGGAGAUCACCUCAGUUCCAAAAGAGGUAGCUUGAGAUGUAAGAAUGGUGUGUGGUUAUAUAAGAUGUUUACAGGUACAACUUACCUGUGCUCAGACAUAUACAUUGUGGGUGUACUGUGAUUGAGGUUGACCUCAAGUGUUCUUCUGGAAUACUUGCAAACAGCACUGAAAUGAGAAUGUAUUUUAUUGAUUAUAAAAAGGUUUAUGAUUUUAAAUCCUUUUCACCAAGCAACAAAUACUUUCUCUGACUUAAGGGUUAUUUAUUCUUCUGGAAUUGGUGACACUGACUACUUAAUUGAGCUUUUCAAUUUGAAGAUAAUAGUUGCAUUGUUCCUGAAUAUAUAUCUAAAAUACACCGUCAUUAGCCUCGUAUCUACAGUUGUGCCUAAACUACAAGUGUCAUUAUGUGCUUGUGCUAUCAGUGUUCUUGAAGGGGUUCAAAGUGAUGUCUUAAAAACUACAGGAGAUCAGAAAAUACACUGUAGAAAUUGAGUUUCGACUUCUAGAGUUGCAGUUUACAGCAGUGGCUCUCAACUGGUGGGUCAGGACCCAAAAGUGGGUCGCGAAGCCAUUUUCGGUGGGUCACGAAUGUGCAGCUGGGAUAAAAAUGGUGUCAAAAAGUCCACAAAGUGCUGUUUGAUUUGUUCAAUUUCUUGUCUCCAUCCCCUGUUUUGUUAAGUCUGCUGCACAAUUUUUCAUUAAAUAAAUCUGAUUGGUUGUAAGGUAUCAGAAAUUUGGGUCGUGAUCUCUCGUGGAGGAGCCGUGGGUGGGUCCUGAGGCUAGACGAGUUGAGAACCACUGGUUUACAGGAUACACAGUUUUGAAGCUACCCAAAGACUUCACUUUAAGAGUCUUUCCUCGUAGUUCAUGUUAUGUUGUCUAUCUUUCACUCAGCAAGGGACUUCUACUUACCAAAUCAACCUGGCCUACAACAUAAUGUGCUCUGACUCAACCACUGUUAAUACUGUAUUAAAAAAAACCUCUUUGGCAGUGAGAAUACAGAAAAUGUACUGUUUUAUACAAUUCUUAAGAAAUUGUUCUUAUUUUUGUUUUCUUAGCAGUUUCUUAAGCUGUUUAGCCAACCUGUGUCACAAAUACAUAUUGUGUCAAUUGUCUGAUACACACUGCAUACUCAAAGUCUGCUAUAUAAGUAUGGAUUUUGGACACAGCUAAUGUACUCUGCAACACUGUAAAUAACAGAAGUCCUUCAGUUACCUCAUAUCAGAGUCCUUUUUCUCUCUCGUCUGCUGUUGCUUUAGUAAGUUUGAUCUCUUGCCUUAAAAUGUGGUGAAUAUAUUUACACGCAUGACAAUUUUUUUUGCACAAUAUAUAUUUCUGUUUAAUUUCGUUUGUUCUUUGACAUAUGAAUCACCCCAUUUGUUGUUUGGUUUUGCUAUCUGAAAAUUGUUCGAUGAAUUGUGCUAAGGGAGCAUUUUGAUAAUGAAAUGCAGUAAUUAAAAAAUGUUUGAUUGAUGAUGAUUUUUAUUUUCA
Molecule: messenger RNA, 2747 nt
Organism: Labrus mixtus (cuckoo wrasse)
Lineage: Eukaryota; Metazoa; Chordata; Actinopteri; Labriformes; Labridae
Gene: zdhhc24
Product: zinc finger DHHC-type containing 24
Exons: 3
Coding region: 305-1180 (291 amino acids)
Biological process (GO): protein targeting to membrane; peptidyl-L-cysteine S-palmitoylation
Cellular component (GO): Golgi apparatus; endoplasmic reticulum
Molecular function (GO): protein-cysteine S-palmitoyltransferase activity
Source: RefSeq, a predicted model, not a curated record